AUGAAUUCCAUCAGCUUCCUUGUUGCUCUUUUCGGAGUAUGCUCUGCCCAAUAUGUUGCGUGGCCAGCUUCUUCAUACAGCCCAUACUAUGCUCGCUAUUACAGCGCAGCAUUGGCACCUGUAGCUGCUAGCCCUGCAUUUGCUGCCGCUCCAGCAUUCGCUGCCCCAGUUGCUGCCUCACCAGCUCUUGCUCAACCAAUCGCUGCCGGACCAGCUUUGGCUGCCGCUGCUGCCAAUGGAGCUCCUAUCGCCUACAGCGCUCCCCUUGCCGCCCCAGCUUACGCUGCCCCAGUUGCUGCCGCUCCAGCCUUCGCCGCUCCUGCCUACGCCGCUCCAGCUUACGCUGCCCCAGCAUAUGCUCCAGGCCCAGUAGCCGCAGCCCCAGCUCUUGCCGCUCCAGCUUAUGCUGCUCCAGCCCUUGCUGCCCCAGCUUACGCUGCUCCAGUUGCUGCUGCUCCAGCUCUUGCCGCCCCAGCUCUUGCCGCCCCAGCUCUUGCCGCCCCAGCCCUUGCUGCCCCAGCUUACGCUGCUCCAGUUGCUGCCGCUCCAGCUUACGCUGCCCCAGUUGCUGCUGCCCCAGUAGCUGCUGCUCCAGCUUUCGCCCCAGUAGCCGCUGCUCCAGCUUUCGCCCCAGGUGCUCCAGCCCUCGUCCCAGCUUAUGCUCCAUUCCAAACAACUGCUUAUUUCAUUGGAUCCAACAAGGCUAAAACUGAAUCUGUCAAAGCUUAA
This is a messenger RNA of Auanema sp. JU1783, 729 nucleotides long. NCBI's taxonomy places the organism in Eukaryota, Metazoa, Nematoda, Chromadorea, Rhabditida, Rhabditidae. The record is from the annotation of a GenBank genome assembly.